Molecule: messenger RNA, 2737 nt
Organism: Sycon ciliatum
Lineage: Eukaryota; Metazoa; Porifera; Calcarea; Leucosolenida; Sycettidae
Exons: 4
Coding region: 338-1774 (478 amino acids)
Source: RefSeq, a predicted model, not a curated record
UUGUGCAUGCCAUCAAGCUGUCGAAAACAGAUUUUACUGUCGUCUUCUGACUGCUGGCAGUGCUGCACUGAACAUACUGUAAACAAACAGUAGAAUGAUUGAUUCCAAAGCAGUUUUCUCUCUGCCAUCUAGCAGAGGAGUAGAGCGUUCAAUGUUUUGCCUUUGUAAACGAUUUUCAUGGUCAUGUUGUUCAUAGUUUUUUAUUCGUCUACUGCUGCCACUUUAUGGUUCCUCUCUCGCUAGUACUAGGGGGCUGACGACUUUCUGGUGUAGAUUUGAGUUAUUAGUUUGGACUCUUCCUGUCUUUGUCAGUCCUCUCUUGCGAAUUCUGGUAGUAAUGGCCGGGAGUGCCGGCGAAAGAAUGGAGCUUCAUGUCGGAGACGAUAUCACUGUUAAAAUCGAACAGAUCCAGAAGGACCCUCAUUUGAUAAUCGCUUCGCUUGCCUUCGGCUCGAAAAUUUUUCGUGGUGUGUUGAUGGACAGCGACAGUGUUGGUGAUUUGCGUGCGAAACAAGAAUCAGAGAUCAAAUCACGAGAGUGUUUCAUUGUAAACGAGACGCCCUCAGUUGAAGUAAAAUCAUGGGAUGACUAUGUUGAUGGAAUGACUCGGAAACGAGGAAGGAAAGCUGCCUGGAAAUCGUUUCAUCCAGAAGCCGGCCCUUGCAGCACCUGCUCUGUUUGUCAUUCGUCAGGGGCGACUUCCACGUUUACUCAUCCAGCAUUGUGGAGGAACGUACCAGCUGACGGCUAUAAGAUGUUCAACAUCGAGCCUGAGUCUUGUGUGUGUCACCACUGUUACACCACACGAAUCAAAAGAGCUAGCAGUGCUGCAUUGACAUCUCUCCGCAUGAAUUGCCAAACGCCUUCAUCUGUCGGCAGCAGCAGUGAAGACGGCCGGCCUGAAGGGAAGAGAAAGUCAACUGGUCUUCCUUUGUAUGAGGCAAAACGAGGUCGUUGCCAUCAUUGGAGAACUGUCCAUCCAAAGAGAGGUGCUUGUACCAUCUGUCACGUGUGUGGUAAGUCUCCAGAGCCUGCACGCCUUACGCAUCCAAUGUCUUGGCACGCCGGAUUGAACCAAGAGGCUCUACGCAUAGGUCUGGGUCAGACAUCGUGCGUAUGCUAUCCAUGCCAUGAUUUGUUGAGAUAUGCUUCCAUUGCACCUGGCGAUGUUGCCAUUCCUGGCAUGCAAAUUGGUGCUUGUGGAAGUGAUCAAAGCGACGGUAACAGCACCAGCCCGAUAUCCGUGAUGAUUGAUAACUGCAUUCCCUACGACAGCCCAAGGAAAUCAUCUUCCUCUGAGCAGUCCGAUGAUAAUGGUGACACCUUCAAGGACUACCACCCCGAGGAAAUGGAUAUGGAGGUGCAUGGUGUUCAUGAUAUGUGCCACAUCCCCAGCUGUAGUAGCUCUAUAUAUUGCAAUAUGAAGUAUGCUUCCAAGUCGAUGGUAGCAGCUGUCUUCAACUGCAACGAGAGUGAGCUUGCAACGUCACCUGCGUCUGACGUGUUCAUGUGCGUCACACACUACCACGCUUGUGAACGCAAGUUGAAGGAACUGCCUUGCAUCUACUGCCAAAACAUUCCAUCGCCAAUUUCGCCACAGUCUCCGUACACUAACGUCACCCAGAUGCAAUACUUUCUAAAGAGCAUGGGCAGACCGACCAGCUUUUCUCCGCUUGCCAAGAUUUGCGACAUGUGUUUCAGCCAACGAAUGCAGCAGUUUGGUGGACAACGCAGUAGCGGUGUCUCCUGCAGUGUUCAGACAUGUCAUCUAUGAAACCAGACCGGUCACAUGGGCAGCAAUUUGCAGAUGUAUUUUCCUCACUUUGCCAUAAUAUUAUUAUUAUAAUGUAUCGCACGCACAGAUUUAUGACGACAUACAUCUGAGUGAGUGUACCAGUUCUACUAUUUUCAUCGACCAUAUAUUUAUGUUACUCAACAGCUCCACUAGCAUGGUGGCUAGUGAAAUUUUCUUGUAUUUUACUGGGCACUUAUCAAUGAUAUUUCACUUUCUUUGUACUUUCCCACUGAUGUCUCGGUAGUGUCGACUUCUACUGCUUCUUUCAUUUCUGGAUAUUCAUAUGCAGUGAUAGUGCAAGCGCUGUCAGAGGACUAAUCAUAUCUGCUUCAUUCUUAUCUAAAGGCGUUUUUCACCAUUCACCAGAGAACUACUUUCAUGCUAGGGUGCGUUAUUUUCUUAGAACCAUUUUAGUAUUUCGGAGUGUAUAUCAUGAUUAUACGAUAUUCUUUUACUUCAGUCACUCAUUGAGCUUUUUUCUGUAGAACUGCAUCCAUUGCUUUAGUAAGACUGGGUACAGUUGCUUUCAUGAAAUCGGAUUUUUACUUACUUGUACCUCUGAACUACUGUGAAAACAGUAAUUGCCAGUUUGUUACAUUUUUCGAAUCGUACAUCAUCACAUCAUCAUCAUCAUUCAUAAUACAGCUUCGCCAAACUACAUUCUCAUAUCUUGUUAUCGGAAACAUGCCAGUGCAUCAUCUACAUCUACAUCUAUCAAUAAUUUUAUUAUGCAGUCUGUGUUACUAGUCUGCUUCUCAGGAUCUCUAGCCGUUUUCUCAGUGCGGUCUGACCCAACACGCUUAUUUUCCGUCUGAUUCAUAAAGUAUUCACUAUUCAUGCCUGUUUACCAAUGGACAACUUAUGGGUAGAGUAACCCUUUGCUUGCACUUCGAAGUAUGUCAGUGAUGUCUAUAUCAUUAUCUUGAGCCAUUUGCUCACCCA